CAAACCCGCGAGCGACCAGCGUGCCCCCUCCCUUCGCCACCGCGGCGCGAGCUCCUCCGCAACUGCCCGUCCCCGUCCCUCGAGACCCGUUGUAACCGCCUGGUAGCAGACAAUAGUGACACUGACAGUCUCGCCGCUGCUGGGGACAGAGCCGGAGCAUCCCCGCCCUGGAGAAGGAGUGAGCGCUGCGGCCACAGAAGCAUUUUCUUUGAAUAAGAAGUCAUCCUCAAAAUAAUCUCAAACCAUACAAUGGCCUCAGCUGUAAUCAGUUCAGUUCCCACUACUGCAUCUCGCUUUGCUCUAUUACAAGUGGAUAGUGGUAGUGGUUCUGAUUCAGAGACUGGAAAGGGAAGAAGUGGUCGAGGUGCUGGGAAGUCUCAAGCUUCAGGGGGAAAAUCAACUACAAAUGAGAAGAAGAAAGAAAAGAGGAGAAAAAAGAAGGAACAGCAGCAGAGCGAGGCUAAUGAGCUCCGAAAUCUUGCUUUUAAAAAGAUUCCUCAGAAAUCCUCCCAUGGAGGCUGUCUGUCUCAACAUGAACAAACAUUGCACAGCCCAGGGCAGAAAGACUCUCAGGAAGAAAAUUGGCAAGAGUGGAGACAAAGAGAUGAACAGCUGACAUCUGAAAUGUUUGAAGCAGAUCUUGAAAAGGCAUUACUGCUAAGCAAACUGGAAUAUGAAGAGCACAAAAAGGACUCUGAAAAUGCUUCACCUCCCUCAAAGUCGGUGAAUAAGAAAGAGAAAAGAAAGAACCAGCAGGGAAAAGACAAACCUCUCACAGUGUCUCUCAAAGACUUUCAGUCUGACAUUAAUAUAGAUCCCCUUGCUAAAAAACACGAGGAACUGAGCUCUUCCCAGACUUUAUUGCAUGAUGGAGGAUUCUUCAAUAGACUGGAAGAUGAUGUUCAUAAAAUACUUAUUAGAGAAAAAAGGAGAGACCAACUCACAGAUUACAAUGGAGUGGAUAACUGUACAUCUCAUGAACAUAGUCAGGAGGUUGUUUUGAAAGAUGGAAAAACAGAACGAUUAAAGUUGGAACUUGAAAAGAAAGAUACAGAAAUUCAGCAACUGAAAAGCAUCAUUACUCAAUGGGAGGUGAAGUAUAAAGAAGUAAAAGCAAGAAAUGCACAGCUGUUGAAAAUGCUACAGGAAGGUGAAAUGAAAGACAAAGCAGAAAUACUUCUACAGGUUGAUGAAUCUCAGAGUAUCAAGAAUGAGUUGACCUUACAGGUGACUACACUUCAUGCUGCAUUAGAACAAGAAAGAUCUAAAGUAAAAUUAUUACAAGCAGAACUAACAAAAUAUCAGGGUGGGAGAAAAGGGAAAAGAAACUCAGAAUCUGACCAAUGCAGGUGAUUAUACUUGCCAUCAAGUUGAAAGCAAAAAAUCAAAUCUUGUUCUUCAGGGUUUUGCAAAAUGUAUAUAUUUGUUGUACACUGCAAAGCUAUGCAGUUUUUUUUGAAAGAAGCUAACAAUUACUAGUUUGACUGACAUUCUAAAUAGUUAAUUUGUUGCACUUUCUGUUAGUUUAAAGAAAAAAAGUAGAGAACUGUUCCAGCAGAGCCCAAACAUUGUUGCUGUUAAUGCCAUAAUUAGUUUUUCAUCAGUUAAUAAAAUUUACUCUUUCAUUUGUAUGUCUAAAUUCUUGCUUUUUAGAAUAGGUUGCAUCAUUACAUCUAUUUAAAGAUCAACAUUUCUAAUUCCGCUAAAAUUGACAAGCUUAGUUGGAUUUCUUUUGAAAUUAAAUGUGUUUUAGAAGGGUGCAGUAUAGGAUUAGUGACCUAAAUUUGGCGUUGUUUGAGACAUGUUUUCCAGAUACAAGCCCCAGAAAAUA
Molecule: messenger RNA, 1831 nt
Organism: Emys orbicularis (European pond turtle)
Lineage: Eukaryota; Metazoa; Chordata; Testudines; Emydidae
Gene: GKAP1
Product: G kinase anchoring protein 1
Exons: 12
Coding region: 250-1353 (367 amino acids)
Biological process (GO): signal transduction
Cellular component (GO): Golgi apparatus
Source: RefSeq, a predicted model, not a curated record